AAGCUUUUUCUCCCAAUUUUUGUUUGUAAUGAAAUUUAUUCUUUGAAGAAGUACGGACGUUUGAAUUUCUUUUGGUUGUUAUCGACAGAUGAAAGAAAUCGUGAGAAACUAUUUUGUGGAAGCAAAAUGGUUCAUUGAAGGAUAUAUGCCGCCAGUCUCUGAGUAUCUUAGCAAUGCAUUAGCUACCAGCACUUAUUACUUGCUUACGACUACAUCUUAUUUGGGCAUGAAGUCUGCUAACAAGGAAGAUUUUGAAUGGUUGGCCAAGAAUCCUAAAAUUCUUGAGGCUAAUGUGACGUUAUGCCGAGUCAUUGAUGACAUAGCCACCUAUGAGGUUGAGAAGGGUAGAGGUCAGAUUGCAACUGGAAUUGAAUGUUACAUGAGAGAUUAUGGUGUAUCCACAGAAGAGGCCAUGGAAAAAUUCCAAGAAAUGGCUGAGACAGCAUGGAAGGAUGUAAAUGAAGGAAUCCUUCGACCAACUCCCGUCUCUACAGAGAUUCUCACUCGCAUUCUCAAUCUUGCUCGCAUUAUCGAUGUCACUUAUAAGCACAAUCAAGAUGGAUACACUCAUCCGGAAAAAGUACUAAAACCUCAUAUUAUUGCGUUGUUGGUGGACUCUAUUGAAAUUUAAAUCAUCGAUUGUUUUGUA
Solanum tuberosum (potato) is the source of this 649-nucleotide messenger RNA. Its product is annotated as vetispiradiene synthase 3-like. The transcript has a single exon. Lineage: Eukaryota; Viridiplantae; Streptophyta; Magnoliopsida; Solanales; Solanaceae. The record is from RefSeq and is a predicted model, not a curated record. Gene Ontology annotation, molecular function: terpene synthase activity; magnesium ion binding. The coding region runs from base 89 to 631 and encodes 180 amino acids. Gene Ontology annotation, biological process: terpenoid biosynthetic process.